AGUUUCCCAAUCAGGUAGUGAGAGUGGCACGAACCAGCCGUUCUCCUGAGCCACCCCCCGCGCCCCCGGACUCCUCAAUAUCCCAGGUGGGAACGCUCACCAGGGACAUCCAGCGCCCGUCGCCCUGUACGUCCUGCACCGGCGUGGGCUUGCUGGCUGGGUUCUCCUCUCCACUCAUCUUGGCGCCGCAGCUCCUGCAGGAUGAGCGAGUCGGGUCGGCCCGGGAGUGUUCCGAACGGAGCUGGCUCCGCCACGCCCACUCCUACCCCUCGCGGCAACAAAGGACCGUCCCAACGCUAGCACACCCGCGGAGGACGAAGGCCGAUACAGGGCGCCGCCUCCUCUCCAGGGACGGAAGCCUUCACUUAGGAGGACACCAUGGAUACCCAGGGACCAGUCUCCCAGCCUUUUCAGCAGCCUGAGAAACCUGGUCGUGUCCGUCGUCGGAAGACUAGGCGGGAACGUAACAAGGCCCUGGUGGGCAGCCGCCGGCCAUUAGCCCACCACGAUCCUCCUGUGGCCAUUCGGGAUCCACCUGUGGUCCCUACUGCCUCCAAGCUCGUGGUCAUAACCCAGGGCCGGCUGAGCCGGGAGCACCGGGGUCUCUUCAACCACGAGGUGAAAUCCCUAGAUGUUGCAAGGCUGCUUAGCAGUGGGACCCUGGUGCCAGGCAGCCCCACACUCCCCGCCAAGCCCUCCCCAAGCCCAGGCAGGGCCCAGGAACCAGCCCCACGGUCCAGGGACAAAGAGAACCAGGUGCCUGGAGGUUCGGGCCCAGGCCCACCCAGUUCCCCAGAGUUGUCUGGCGUGGGGCAGCUGCUGGCAGAGCUGCAGUGUCAGCUGAGUUUGCCACAGGCCUUCCCCCGGAGGAACCUGAUUCAGGAUGCCAGGGAUGCCAUCGUGCACACCUUGCAGGCCUGUCAUGGUUGUGUGCCUGACCUUGCCCUGGUGCUUCGGGGCUGCCAGCCACCCUUGCCAGGGGCCAAGCCUGGGGUCUCUGAGAGAAAGAUGACACCCUUCUGGAUUAAUAGCCCUGAUCAAGUCCCAGAGCAGGAGAGGCAAAGGAAGCAACAAGGGACAAAGGAGUUCACCUUCCCCAUGCCCUACACCUCCAGCAUGCCCACUGCGCACAGGGGGAGUCUGGCACCGCCAAGAGGUCCCUGGCCACCAUACUUUCCCUCACUGUCUUCGCCAUCUGGAACAGCCUGGGGUCCCCCAACAGCGUUUGACUUGUUAAAAAGCAUCUGGCUGGUAGCCACGCCACCCCCUCCUCGGCCCUGGGGGGUUGGCCUCCCUCAGCCCCUGCCUCAGCCUUCAUCACCCCUGUUGCCCCGAACCUCUGUCCUGGACUGGAGCCCCAGCCCCCCUUCCCCACUGCCCAGCCUCUCCUGGGUAGUAGCCCAGAGCAGUCCGGAAGCCUGGUCUUUUCCACCCAUGAGACUGUACUGAGGAGAGGCUGAGGCUAGGGCUGGGGACAGAUAUCUUGUACUCCCAGUGACCUCAAUAAAGUACUUUUCAUGGUC
Molecule: messenger RNA, 1523 nt
Organism: Homo sapiens (human)
Lineage: Eukaryota; Metazoa; Chordata; Mammalia; Primates; Hominidae
Gene: PRR19
Product: proline rich 19
Exons: 3
Coding region: 379-1449 (356 amino acids)
Cellular component (GO): nucleus; chromosome
Source: RefSeq, marked validated